AUGCAAAACUGUUAUAUCUUGAAUCACACAUACAAUAUGGAAGGGGAAACUCGGUGUAUGGGAGAUAUUAUAUACACACCUCCUGAACCUGAAGGUUGCGAGAAAAUGGAGUCCGAUGUUUACACAUUUGGUGUGAUCUUGCUUGAGCUUUUAACUGGUUCGAAAGAUACAAUUAGAAAUUCGAAAAGCUCAACAAGCUCACAUGAUUGGAUAUCUUCUUUAUUGUCCGAUGAUACGAUUGGAGAAAUAGUCGAUCUACGACUUGGGAACAAUUAUCCUGUGAAUGCAGUGACACAGAUGGGCACACUCAUUAGAAGAUGCACCAAGUUGCACAUGAAGAAACGACCAUCGAUGCAACAAGUCUUGGAUACUCUGAAUUAUAUUGCAGAGAUCAAAGAUUAA
Molecule: messenger RNA, 402 nt
Organism: Arabis nemorensis
Lineage: Eukaryota; Viridiplantae; Streptophyta; Magnoliopsida; Brassicales; Brassicaceae
Source: the annotation of a GenBank genome assembly